Messenger RNA from Dimorphilus gyrociliatus, 568 nucleotides. NCBI's taxonomy places the organism in Eukaryota, Metazoa, Annelida, Polychaeta, Dinophilidae. The record is from the annotation of a GenBank genome assembly.
UAUGGAUUUUUCAAAAUAUGUUCAUUUACCAAAAUUAAUGGAAGUAAUUAAGGAAGAAAAAGAAUUUAAAGAAAUUUUGGACUUGUGUGAAAAAAAUAUUUAUAGAAAAAAUAAAAAAAAAGUACAUAAAUUGGAAGAAGAGAUUAUACCACAACAAGAAAACAAUACUACAGCAGAAAGAGAAAUUGAUCAAUCAACAAGACCAGUUCCAAUUAGAGCAACAGAAGAAAUUCCACAAACAUCAACUAUUGCAGACAACACUAUUGCUACAACACUAAGAGAACAAACUGCAAUAACUACAACAAGUGAUGAAGUAAUUAUUGAAGCUGCAGCCAGAGCAGAAGCAGCAACAACAGCAUCAGCAGACACUGGAACAACUAUUAAAAUAAGUGAUUGUAAUGCAGUCAAUUAUACACAAAUGGAUAUUGGUUUAUUAGAAGAAUUGGGUAUUAAUUUACAAAUUGGCCAAGAAAUUGAGAUGGAAGAGAUAAAUGAAGUAGAAGAAGAAGAGGAAGAAAUAGUAGAUAAAUUCUACUUUGAUUUACAAAAAAAAAUGAAAGAAAAAUAG